Messenger RNA from Effrenium voratum, 1609 nucleotides. Lineage: Eukaryota; Dinophyceae; Suessiales; Symbiodiniaceae. The record is from the annotation of a GenBank genome assembly.
GGAAUCACCAAAUCUUGCAACGGCCAUGGCAGCAAGUUCCAGGACAAGAGGCCGAGGCCAGCCGGGGCUAUGAGAUUGCGGUGUCCGCGGUAUGCCGCGGCAGGCGUGUCGUUUCGAGCUCGGCUGCCAGAACCGCAACAGCGCAUUGGCCCAUUCCUGAGAGUUGCCCAGUCCCAAACGCGCUGUCCUUCGUUCAGGUGAGACCACGCCCUUUCAGGGCUGCGCAAGAGGACCUUCAAACCCAAAGCUUGCAAGUUUGGACGGUUGCCGUUGGCUGCCAGGGCCGGCUCGAUCUCAAAGAGGCGGUGGGCUUUGAGAGAAAGCGACGUCCCAGCUUGGCCUCGCUCAGAUGAUUGCAGAAGCCGAAUGGGUGCUGGAGGACAACGGCACGGUAAAAGAGACCAAAACUGUGUUGGGAAAAGCGCAGAAGAUAUAUCCAGAGAAGUGGACCCUUUCAGGCGACAAAUGGAAGAGGGCCGCCUGAACUGGAUCAAGGAGGCCAUCGAGGCGCGGGAGGGCCUCAAUGCGUCAAGGACAGGGCAAGUGGGAUGCGAGCGAUUGCGAGCAGAACGACAAUAAUUGGUACCUCGUCGAUGCCUUGGACAAGCACCCCACGGGGAAGCUGCCUGCGAAGACGGUGACGGCCUGCAGCCCCGACAGGCAGCACUACUCCAACUGCAUCAAAGAUGGUGGAGAGUGUGUCUACAUGGAGGCGUGGAAAACGCAGGAGCUGCGUGGCCCAUGGGAGUUUGGAGGUGCACUACGCAUCCUUUUGGCUGGAGGACAAGCCCAUACACAAGCCGGCAAACUGCAGGAUUCCGAGGCGAACGACUUUGCCACCGUGCAAUAUGCUUUGUGUGGAGAUCUGGACACCAUGGGGACGAAGCUGCCGAGCAGACUUUUCACAAACCUUUCUGUGGACGGGAUUUCUUGCAAAGUGGCUGUGUGCUCCGCCUGGGUGAAAAGCCUUCUUGCAGAGAAGCACUUUGCCGAGCUUGUGAUUUUGUGAAAGGACCGAAGCGACCCCAAAUCACAAUAUAGGCUGGAAGAUAUUGUCGGGUUUUGGCUCACCACAUUGUGGUGUCGCAAGCGCUUGAGACCUGGGAAAUAACGAAUACAGGAGAAACAACGGCCUCCUGGAAUCACGAGGAUGGCAAAAUAUUUGGUAUUUCCUGACGGCUUGGCAUUGCUGCAGCGAUUCCAACGAGCGCAGAUGGCUUCAAGCCGUGAAAGGCGACCGGGCGAAAUGCCUUGCUUGACUUCAACCAUGGCAUCUCUGUGACAAACGCCCCGAACGACAGCAUCAAACCGACAUUUGUACAGGGGCUGCGUGACAUUUUUGAAGGCUGCAAGGGAGAACACAGUCUCACCCUCUCUUUUUGGGUGACAGGAGACCCGCAGCAAUUCAAACCGGAUUCAGGUGCCCAGAUCAAGUAUUUGAUGGCGUUGGCACAGGGAGGCAGUGUGUUCCAGAAUGUGUCUGUACAGGUCGUGCAGAUUCCAAAGACGCUGGACAGACUGCCGGAAGCCUGAUAUCCUGAAAAAGGGCGGAAUGUGUUGAAACUGCGGGGCACGGGGCGCCGAAAUCAGAUCGCAGUUAGAAUCGGUA